Messenger RNA from Linnemannia hyalina, 1794 nucleotides. NCBI's taxonomy places the organism in Eukaryota, Fungi, Mortierellomycota, Mortierellomycetes, Mortierellales, Mortierellaceae. The record is from the annotation of a GenBank genome assembly.
AUGUGCUCCCACAUCCUCACAAACUUCUGGCUCCGCCACUGGAUCAGCGACUCUGAACAAGAAGAACAUGGUGGCCCAGCAGCCAAGAAGGCAUCCUACUACCUCGCCGUCUACGGCUUCAUGAUCCUCAUCUACGUCAUCCUCGACGUCUUUGUCAACUAUGUCAGUCAAGUCGUCUGUGGUAUCAAAGCCGCCCGAACCCUCCACGAUGCUCUCUUAACUCGCAUCCUUCGUCUGCCCAUGAGCUUCUUUGACACCACCCCCCAAGGCCGCAUCGUCAACCGGUUCUCGUCGGACGUGGGAGCGAUUGACUCGCAAUUGCCCGAGAACUAUAAUGAUAUGAUCGGGUUUAUCUUUCAUAUUACCGGGACGCUGUUGAUUAUUGGGUAUGCGACGCCGAUGUUCUUAGUUGCCGUGCCCCCGUUAGCGUUCAUGUUCUUCCUAGUCCAGGAUUAUUAUAUCCGGUCAGCUAAUAGUCUGCGUCGGCUUAUUUCUAUAUCAAAGUCGCCGUUGUAUCAGCAUUUCAGUGAGACAAUUUCUGGAGUGACGACUAUCCGGGUUAUGAGGGGGCUGGUGCAGCAGUUUGUGGCGCAGAAUGAAACCCAUGCCGACUUGGCGACCAUCCGACAGUAUGUCUUCCUCACCAUCAACCGCUGGCUCCAGGUCCGGGUCGAGAUCUUGGGUGGAGUCGUCAACUUCUCAGCCGCGGCGCUUGCGGUCUUGUAUGUCGACAAGCUGGAUCCGAGUUUGGUCGGUUUGGCAUUGAGUUAUGCGUUGGGUAUUGUGGGUUACAUCAACUACUUUGUUCGGACUAUUUGCGAGACCCAGAACCUAUUGAUCUCUGUCGAGCGUGUGCUGGAGUAUUCUCAGAAACCGACCGAGGCCCCCGUCAAGACUGGCGUGAUGCUUCCCGAGAACUGGCCUCAAAAGGGUCAUGUUGUCUUCAAGAACUACUCGACAAGGUACAGGGAGGGGUUAGAUCUGGUCAUCAAGGAUGUGUCGUUUUCGGUGGCGCCCGCAGAGAAGGUUGGGAUUGUUGGUCGUACUGGCGCUGGAAAGUCGUCGUUGACACUGGCGCUGUUCCGGAUCAUUGAGGCUGCCGAUAGCUUCUGGGCGCGUGCUAGUGAUCCCUCCUCUGGUCUGUCGUCUACGAAGAAACUCCAAGGCAACGGAUCGACCUCUCAAUCUUUUGAGCCCUCGGUUGUUGGAGGUCUCUUCUCUUCCGGACAACGCAGCGGUGGAUCGAUCGAGAUUGACGGUAUCGACAUCUCAACCCUCGGACUCACCGACCUCCGCCGCCAUCUGGCCAUCAUCCCGCAAGACCCAACCCUUUUCGCAGGCACCAUCCGCGACAACCUCGACCCCUUCUCCGAACUCUCCGAUACCGACCUCUGGACAGCCCUCGAACGUGCCCAUCUCAAGUCACAUAUCUCUACCCUUGCUGGCGGUCUCUCCUUUGAGGUUGCCCAGAACGGCGAGAACUUCUCCGUCGGCCAAAGAUCCCUCAUCUGUCUCGCCCGGGCCCUCCUCCGCAAGACCAAAGUCCUGGUCCUCGACGAAGCCACAGCGGCCGUAGAUGUAGAAACGGACAAUCUGAUUCAGAGGACGAUCAGGGAAGAGUUCAAGGAUAGGACAGUGUUGACGAUUGCUCACAGGAUCAAGACUGUAAUGGAUUCGGAUAAGAUCUUGGUGUUGGAACAGGGGAGGGUGAAGGAGUUUGAGGAACCCGGGGAGUUGUUGAGGAAGGAGGAGGGGUUGUUUAGAGGACUUGCUGAGCAGGCUGGCGAGUUUUGA